Molecule: messenger RNA, 1464 nt
Organism: Peronospora matthiolae
Lineage: Eukaryota; Oomycota; Peronosporomycetes; Peronosporales; Peronosporaceae
Source: the annotation of a GenBank genome assembly
AUGGAGAUCGAGCUCGCUUAUGUUGAAUCUCGCGGAUACUGGAAACAUUAUUCACCCGGGAAGUGGUUCAAACAAGCGAAAGCCGUUGGCAAGAUCAACAACGUAAAAGCUACUCUGUUAUUUGAUUCUGGUGCUGAAGUGUCGAUCAUUGACACCACCUUUGCUCGUAAGGUCGGUUGCAAUAUUGACGAAAGUCAACGACAAGAAUGUAUCGGGAUUGGAGAAACUCCGUACAUGACGGUAGGACGUACCAAGAUCAAGGUGACCCUCGCGGGAUCGCUGGUAUACUAUUUCAAUGUAUGGGUAGGCGAUCUGGCAGGGCAAGAAGCGAUUGUGGGUAUGGAUUUUAUGGUGCCUGCUGGAGUGCGGCUCGAUCUAGCGGAUGGCGCGCUAUGUCUACCAGAAGAAAUCCGCAUUCAUCUCGCAGGACGUCGCCCCGCGUACGGAUCGAAGAUACAACAUAUAACGGCGAAGGACCAAAACGUGGUGAUCCCGGUCGGAGAGUCAAGGGAAGUGAAGAUCGGGAUCGGAGGGGCUAAGAUGAAGUUGUGGGUCGCUAGAGGACUAGAUUGGGUCCCCACUGUGAUCUCGGGGUGGGGUAAGAUGAAAUACCUGCAGAUGACCAACAUUGGCGACCGUGAGAUCAUACUGCCCACCCACACUAUAUUAGGCAUGUGGGUCGAAGGCGAUAUGGUACCGCGAACCCAAGGUUUGGUGACAGUCGGGUCGGGGAAGUACAAGGAAUGGCAAACUCUGGCAUAUGAGGCUACGACGGAUCGAGUGAACGAACUCCCGAAAGAACCGAUCGGACCAUUGGUAGAUCGUCCUACGUAUGCCGCUCCCAAACGCAUCUUGAAACGUCCGUCUGAUGCGUUACAGAACCUGUCUCCGGCGAUCUCCACGGUAACGCCGCAAGCUAACGAUGACGAUUCGCAAAAGGCAGAUGCUGUAGUUGCGAGGGAAGUAACGGUCAGGGGAGCCGAACUAUCGCGGAUGGAGAACGGUCAUGAGAUCGGUACCCAACAUGCAAAGAAGGGAGACCGCGACACCGGUCAAGAAGGGCUACGUGACAGAUCGUCUCUACCGAAGGCUGAGCCGACUGACCGACUGUUGAAAUUGGGCCAGCCGGAAGAGACGAAGGAGCCUAAAGAAGAAAUAAUGCUAAAUACUGAAGACGUCGAGAUCGCAGAAAUACCAGUUUAUCACCAAGAGAGCGGAGAUUUGUUUGCGGAAGAUAUCGAGCAGCAUAUGGCCGUGCUACCAGAGAUGUCGGCGACUACGGAAGAAGUUACGAUUGAGGACAUUCAGAUCGGUGAUCCCGAUGUGCUUCUCACCACAGAUCAACAACGGCUCAGAUCGCUGAUCAAAAGAGCCGUCAUCUCCUCAUGGGUUAAGGUAAUGCUCUACCACCAGCAGCACGAGGCGCGAUCUGUGAUAUUGAUGUCGGUGGGGCAGCACCGAUAG